AUGAAUCCUGACUCAUCAAACGAUCAUCAUCAGUUACCCCCAGAUCUGCUGCAGAUAGAAGAACCACGAACCUUCAAUGAAGCUCUACGCAAUUGUUUCGCUAAACGAAGUUACAGCACAUUCGAGUGCGUUAACAGAGGUGCAUUAACAGCCCUGCAAUCCUGGAACGAUGACGAGUGUUUAGACUUUGGCAGUGUAAAAUUGGAGCGCAAUUCUGGGGAAAGUCGCAGUCUAUUAGAUCUCGAUUGGGAUCCCAAAGAUUUUGGCAACGUAGUAAGGGCAGCCUCGAGAUUACUGGAGCGUAGAAAUAUGAAAUGGGAUCUUGGGAAUGUUUAUCCAGGACUGCAGAUGCGCGUAGGCCCAACUUUGUCAGCGGGAAGUGGCAUUCUUGAAUUCGUGAUGGACGAGAGGAGUCAUCAUCAUCUCCAUAAUAGGCAGGCCGCCACCGGCAGACUUUUAGUAAGACAACUAGUGCUGCCGUUUUUGUUGGGUUUCAAGUUUAACUUGGCCUCCCUACUGCCUCUACUUUUUGGUAUGCUGAUAAUUAUCUCGAAGAAAGCCCUGCUGUUAACCAAAAUCGCCCUCUUCAUCGCCGGUUUUCUGGGUUGGAAUUCGCUGUUUGGCUCUGGGGGAGUCUCGGCUGGCGGCUACAUUCCUAACGCUUUCAAUGGUCUAAAUAACUAUAAUGGCUACGGGAGUGGUGGAAACGGUGGACCUAUUGGCGCUGUAGGUUUAGGUGCUAAUAUUGUUCAAGAUCAGAAUUAUCCAUUCCAACCGUAUCGACAGACACCUGAUCCUAAUGCUGGAUUUCCAUUUGGACAACAUGUCAUCCGUGAAAUUGUCAAUGUGUACGAGAACGCUAAUCAGGAAGCUGAGGAGUCCGAGAGGAGGAAAAAGAGCUUCGUGUGGACUAGAAAUGAUUCUUGA
This is a messenger RNA of Phymastichus coffea, 927 nucleotides long. RefSeq lists its product as uncharacterized. NCBI's taxonomy places the organism in Eukaryota, Metazoa, Arthropoda, Insecta, Hymenoptera, Eulophidae. The record is from RefSeq and is a predicted model, not a curated record. The transcript has 3 exons. Bases 1 to 927 code for a protein of 308 amino acids.